AUGCCUGGUCGAUAUUAUUCGAAAUUCAUCCCUCCCAGUCUUUCUAUGAGCGAACUCGUUUGCCAGAAGCUUGACAACGAUGCGACGGACUUGCUGAUUGACAAAUGGCUCGAGCGACCCCACCGUCCUGAUGCGUACUACGACUGGUUUCAACGUGUGCGCGAACGGCGUCAUCAUGCCACCACAAAUGCGCGCAAUCAACAAAGACUGCUCUGGAAUAAAGGUGUCUUUGUUCCCGAGAACAUUUUCAUUCGCACCGUCGACACAGGGCGUCUCAUUCCCCUGGAUCGUACGUGGGUUACCCAUGUAUAUCAUCACAAAUCUAUGUCGCGGUUAAAUAUGAUGCCUGUCAUUUUCAGCAUGCUCCCGGAACUUAUGCUCUUGCGAGGAAUGCACGAUCGGGGUUGCGACGACAUAUAUGUUAUAGUCACCGAUUUGAAACGCCAAGAGAUGGACCAGGUGACGGAGUACUUCCAAUAUACUGCCACUAUGUCUCUUCGCUAUCUCACGGCUAAACUUGCUCAGCAAAUUGAUGAAGAACUCAUGAGCGCAGCUGGAGCAUUCAGCCUCGACCAGCUGAUGGAAUUGGCUGGCCUGGCCUGUGCACAGACUCUGGCGAAAGUGUAUCACAAGGAUAAAUAUCCGCGCGUUCUUGUUUGUUGUGGUCCGGGUAAUCAAGGAGGAGAUGGAUUAGUUGCUGCAAGGCAUCUUGGCAUGUUCGGAUAUCAGCCCACAAUCUGGAUGCCCAAGAGGCUUAAGACGCAGUGCGACAAUAUGAAAAUUCAAACGCUCGCCCCGUCAGACGACACGCAUUCCUUAAGCGAUGCGCUCGCUCGCUCCGAUGUCAUUUUGGAUGCUAUAUUCGGCUUCUCCUUCAAACCACCUGUUCGAGCACCCUUUGAAACCGCGCUUCCCCUCAUCAGUUCCUCCGGGUUGCCAAUUAUCUCGGUAGAUAUUCCCUCCGGAUGGGACGUGGAGCAUGGGAACGCAGAAGGCGUAGGCUUGAAUCCUGACGUUCUCAUUAGCUUGACAGCACCCAAGGAGGGUGUCAGACAGUUCACAGGGAGACACUUCUUAGGCGGAAGAUUUGUUCCUAAGUCUAUGGAGGAGAAAUUUGCCCUUAAUUUACCAGAUUACCCAGGUUUUGACCAGAUCGUUGAACUGCCCCAGACGAAGGGCACUAAUGGCGCUCAGAGGCUGUAA
Fibroporia radiculosa is the source of this 1203-nucleotide messenger RNA. RefSeq lists its product as uncharacterized. The transcript has 8 exons. Gene Ontology annotation, cellular component: mitochondrion. The record is from RefSeq and is a predicted model, not a curated record. Gene Ontology annotation, molecular function: NAD(P)HX epimerase activity. Lineage: Eukaryota; Fungi; Basidiomycota; Agaricomycetes; Polyporales; Fibroporiaceae. The coding region runs from base 1 to 1203 and encodes 400 amino acids.